GCGCGAAAUUUAUGCUACUUUACUACAACUAGACUACUAUCUACUCGAAUUUCGCGCCGGUAAUACAAACUACAAGCGAGGCCUUCGUCAGAAGUCUGUGGGUGGUUACCUCUAUGGUGGUUUGCAGUUCUACUGUGCCUUGAUUGUCAACCAUUGUCAAUAUUUCCACACAGCGUAAUUUUCUUUCAAAGAAUAUUGUAUAAAGAUAUCUUUGAUGAAUGAUGUCUCAACGUUUACGUCUUGUUUUGAACACCACGACUUAGUUAAAAGUGAAGAACUGUAACGUAAGUCAACAGUGCAUCUCAAAAAAGGCCAUUCUCAGAAUGCAGUCAGAUUUCAACUCUUCUUUGAGGGGCAAUGGCUUCCGAAGUCCAAUGCCGACACCAAAGUUUCUGCAGGAACAAGUAACAUUUUCUCAGAAGAAGCAUCGAGGCCCAACACCUCGUAAGACAGGGCCACCAAGACCACCAUUGAAGAGUGUCCCUCCUGUUAGUCGCCUCUUUCCUAACAAGACCAGGGAAGAAGAAUCCAGACCGAGAGCAGUUUCCUUCCGGCAAUCUGAGCCCUCUAUUUUACAGAGUCCUCAUUACAAUGAGAAAAGCACAGAGUCCUUUUUCAGGCAGUGCUUUGAAAUUGUGCAGAAACUUGGUGAAGGAUCCUUUGGCGAAGUGUACAAAGUGAGAUGCAAGGAAGAUGGUAAACUUUACGCUGUGAAGAGAUCCAGGGAACGAUUCAAAGGAGAAGCAGAUAAACGGAGAAAGCUUGAAGAAGUUCAUCAGCAUGAGACACUGAGCCGACAUCCUAAUUGUGUGGAGUUCUUCAAAGCAUGGGCAGAGAAAGGACACUUGUACAUACAAACAGAACUUUGCCAGAUGAGUUUGGAGGAGUAUAGCGAGACUCACCAUGACAUUCCUGAGAGUACAGUCUGGAGUUUUCUGUUGGAUUUAAUCAAGGGUGUGAAGCACCUCCAUGACCAUAACUUACUCCAUUUAGACAUCAAACCAGAGAACAUCUUUGUGUCUAUGUAUGGAGCUUGUAAGCUGGGAGACUUUGGUCUGACAGUGCAGCUGGGGAAGAAUGAUUUGACUGAUGCCCAGGAAGGGGAUCCACGCUAUUUAGCGCCUGAGUUACUUCAAGGCAAGUUUGGCAAGCAUGCUGAUGUCUUUAGUAUUGGAAUCACGAUAUUGGAGUUGGCUUGUGACCUUGACUUACCUCAGAAUGGUCAAUUAUGGCAUCAGCUUAGGAAUGGAGACAUCCCUUGGGAUAUCACAAAAGGUCUUUCUCGUAGUUUGAAGGACAUUAUUAUAUCUAUGAUGGAUCCUGACUACCAUCAUAGACCAUCUCUUCAAGACUUACUUGAUCUUCCGGUCAUGAAGUCAGUCAUCAGGAGAAAUCACAUCAUGUUCACCUUCAGGAAGGCUUGGAUAUCUGUCGUAGCCUGUCUGAGUAUGGUCCUUGUGCUACUUGCAACAUUUGCUCAGAUUGUGACACACCCCCUAAGGCUACCAGUGACGCACAUGAUGAACUCGCCCACAGCACACCACAGACCCCAACGACCAUCUGACUGGGAUCUCAGCUAUUCUGAGGAUGAGUGUUUUGAUACGGACGUAUCCCAGGGUUCAUGUGGACAUCCACUUGCUAGUUUGUCAUUCUCAAGUGAUGAAGAAAAGAGCAAAGUCUUCUCAGAACCUGCCAGUGAGCAUGUGAUAUCCAUCACUGGUACCCCGCUACUCAACAGAAGUUGUCGUCGGACACCUCUUCAACCAAGAAGCUCCUCCCCUAUUUGUCAUGGGAAGCUCAACAAUAGCUUUGAAAAAUGGACACCCAACGGCAGUCCCAAUGUCAGUGCAGUUCAUGAUAAUGUAGGAUCUCCUGUCUGUCAAAUCUUUGAUGAACCAAAGACACUCAACAAAUCAAAUCUUGAGCCCAAAAAUCUCAUGCAGAUCUUUGAGGAUACAUGUGCAGAUGAUAACUGACACCAAGACAAGGUGAUUUAUACAUACAUGUCUGCAAAUCUGCUUAUUUUGGGUAUCAUUUUGGAGUAAUUGGACCUUUGGAGAGUGUUGUACAGCAUUGUUAAGAUGGAAUUUAAGAGCUACAAUUAAUCCUUCACAUUUUUAAACAUGAAUGACACUUAAUGAUAGACUUCACAAAUUUCAAAAAGGACACCAGACUUGAUACAAGGUAAUACAGUAAUGCUAAGCAGGAACCACUCUCAGAACCUUGUCAUAGUCAAAAUGUAGGAACAAAAUAAAAAUAAACUGUUUUGCUUGUGAAAACAGUAACGACUGGUCUUAUUAGCUGUGAUAACCAAUCAUUCCCAACAAUUCAAUAUCCCUUCUGGCUUCUCUGGGAUAUCCUUAGAUUAUGAUUUGUAUAUUUUAGACAUUUAACUCAUUUUUUAAACCAAGAAAUGAGCAGGUCCUAACCAAAAGGAGCUAGAAUUCCAUUCAUUCUGCUAUUUCUCAGUUGCAGAUCAUUAGAUAAACAAACUUAGUUUAUGACAUCACGGAGUUUAUGACCUUAUGUACACUUGUUGUAUACCAAAUUUCCAUGAAUUAAUUUGUUAAAAUCACUCUAUGCAAAGCAGCAUGAAUAUGGAAGAGGUUCACUAUUAGUGAUAGGAACUCAUCAAUUAAUGUGGCAUAAUAUCUAAUGGAGAACUUGCGAGAAAAGUAUUUCAUGGAGAAAUGGGCAUGAUGCUUAAGAUUUGUUUGGCACUUUAACAGGUGCAACAGCUACGUUUGGUGUGAAAUUGGGGACAUUCAAAAUGUAGUCCAAGUACUAACUGUAAAAAAAAAGGAAUUUUGUAAAUAUCCAAAGAUGUAUCUUAAAAAUAAUGCAAUUAUUGAGAGUAAAGAGUGAACAAGGGAAGAAGAAUUGGGAAGUAGUUACACAAACCUUAAAAUCGUUAAUGAGUGCCUAUUAAACACGGAGUUUGGUAAGAGAAUCAA
Messenger RNA from Acanthaster planci (crown-of-thorns starfish), 2954 nucleotides. It is a transcript of the gene pkmyt1, whose product is annotated as protein kinase, membrane associated tyrosine/threonine 1. Gene Ontology annotation, cellular component: membrane; nucleus; cytoplasm. Gene Ontology annotation, molecular function: protein serine/threonine kinase activity; ATP binding. Lineage: Eukaryota; Metazoa; Echinodermata; Asteroidea; Valvatida; Acanthasteridae. The record is from RefSeq and is a predicted model, not a curated record. Gene Ontology annotation, biological process: negative regulation of G2/MI transition of meiotic cell cycle; protein phosphorylation; meiotic cell cycle.